GUUUGGGGCGGGGGGGGGGGGGUGUAGUGACGUGACAACCCGCAACUGUCAGCGCUCACUACACCCUCUCCGACCAGGAAGUGUCAGAACGCCUCCGUCUGCUCAUGGCCAUGUUAUUCCCGCAGGCUGCACACUGUGACUUGUUUCAAGAUGAGUAAGAGGAAAGGCAAAGCGAUCGGUGAUGCGACAGCUGUCAAGAGCCGCAGGGUGACAGCUGUGGGUAUCGACGACGCAGCAGAUGAUACGAACCAUCAGAGACCCUCCUCAGGCAGCUUCUCGCUCUCUGCCACAGGAGAUAUCGGCCUCAUCGAAAGCGUCACUCUAAAGAACUUCAUGUGUCAUCAUUUGCUCGGUCCGUUCCAGUUCGGGCCCAACGUGAAUUUCAUCGUCGGGAACAAUGGAAGUGGAAAAAGCGCCAUCCUGACUGCUUUGAUCGUCGGCCUCGGUGGAAAGGCCACGUUCACAAACAGAGGGGCGUCGCUGAAGGAUUUUGUGAAGACCGGUGAAAAUUCUGCAGAUAUAACUGUUAAGCUGAGAAACAGAGGACCAGACGCUUACAAAUGGGACGUCUACGGUGACAGCAUCUCAAUCGAGCAGAGGAUCUUUUGUGAUGGAAGUCGAAACUGCAGACUGAGGAACAAAGCCGGCCUCCUUAUCUCCAACAAGAAGGAGGAGCUGACGGCCAUUUUGGACCACUUCAACGUCCAGUUGGAUAACCCAGUGUCCAUCCUCAACCAAGAAAUGAGUAAACAGUUCCUACAUUCAAAAAACGAAUCAGACAAGUACAAGUUCUUCAUGAAAGCGACUCUGCUGGAACAGAUGAAGAGAGAUUACAUCCACAUCAAGCACACUAAAACAGUAACGAGGCAGCAGGUGGAGAGACAAGAGGAGUGUCUCAAGGACCUGAAACACGAGUUUCUGCAGAAGAAGGAGAGGUACGACAAUCUGUCGUCCUUCAGUGAGAUGAAGGCGGUGCUGGAGAAUCUGAAGAAAUCGAUGGCAUGGUGUUUGGUCCGUGAGAAGGAGCAGUUUGUGCAGCAGCUGAAGGAGGACAUUGAAAAGGAAGAGAAUAAUUACAAACAUCAGGACAACCUUCAGCUGUGUCAGACCAGGGUCACACAAGUAGAGAAGAAACUUCAGAGCGUCAAAAGCAGAUUUGAGAGUCUGAGAGACGAGCAGGAGUCUCUAUCGAGGGACAGUCACAAGUUGAAAGAACAAAUGAAGACCAUCAGCAAAGCUCACAAGGAACAGGAGCUCGUUUAUUUCCGGGCUCUGAACAAGCUCAAACAAUCAGAGCAGGAACAAGACCUUCUCCAGGAGAAAAUUAACAAGGCAAAGACGAGUGUGAGUCUCAACAGCGACGUGGAGACAGAAUAUGCGAAACAGCAGAAGAAAAUAUCUGAUCUGAAAGAGCAGCUCGCAGAGCUCGAGAAAACGUGCUCGCAGCUGAACGAGGAGAUCAAGAACAAGCAUCAGGCGCUGUUCAAAGGGAAGGAGGAGCGGGACAAGCUGAGACUGGAGGAGAGAAACAUCCACGUCUUGUGCGCGUCGAAACUGAAGAGGAAGAAUCAGCUCCUGGCCAGUCGGUCAAACAAGCUGAAGCGGUUUGGGGAACACGUGCCCGACCUGCUGGAUUCGAUCGCCGAGGCGUAUGCCAAAAAACGCUUCCUCAAGAAACCUGUUGGGCCGAUAGGGGUGUGUAUCAGUCUGAAGGAUCCCACGCUGGCUGUAGCCAUCGAGUGCUGCCUGCGGAGCUUCAUGAAGGCUUUCUGCUGUGACAACUACAAGGACGAGGCGGUGCUCCAGGAGCUGAUGUCUCGCUACUAUCCAAAGGGCAGCAGGCCGCAGAUCAUCGUCAGCCCUUUCUCUGACAAAGUUUACAAUAUUCACGGACGGAAAGCGCAUCAUCCAGAUUACCCGUCAGUGCUGGACAUGAUCACGGCCGCAAACCCGGUGAUCAUCAACUGCCUGAUCGAUAUGAGGGGCAUAGAGUCGAUUCUGAUCAUCAAAGAAAAGGACAAAGCGAGGAAGGUGAUGCAGCAUGGACGACCGCCUAAAAACUGCCGGGAAGCCUUCACCGUGGAGGGAGAUCAGGUGUUUCCAAACCGGUAUUACACCUCCGAGUUCAGCAUGGCCAAAUAUCUCGGCGGGGAUAUCGAGACUGAAUUAAGUAUGUUGGAGUCCGACCUGGAGAAUCACCAGGCUCAGCUGUCCAGGUUUCAGCUCCACGUGACUUCUGUGUCUGAGCAGAUCGUCAGCAUGGAGAGCCAGCUGAACAGCACCAUCAUGACCCUGAAGAAGACGCUGGCCUCCGUGAAUCAAAUCAAGGCGUCGAUAUCCGAGCUGGAGACGGCUGGUGAGGACCAAAUUGAUGACAUCAGCUCCUUGGAGGAAGUUGCCCAAGAGUACCGACAGAAAAUAGAGGCAGAGAAGCAGGCCGUUCAAGAGGCGAAGGCGGAGCUCGACAAGCAUCAGAAGAUGACAGAGGACGUGGAGUCGGAGUACGCUUCUGUUCGAGAGCGUGUUGAUCAGCUUCCUGAUCACAUGGAGCCACUGAGGGAUGAGCAGAUGAAGCUGGAGACUGAGUGCAUGAAACACGAGCGAAACCUGAAGAUUUUAGAAAACAAGCUGAAGAGUCACGAAGACAACAUCCAGGCUAUGAAGAGUGACCUCACCCAAAGAGAAGAAGAGCUACAGGAAUAUGUGGCCAAAGCCUCAGAGAUCAGCCCCGAGCGGCAGCAGGUGACCGGCAGCACCAAGAGCAUCGACACGGAGAUCACUCGGCUGAAGAAGAAACUCAAGGUGUACGAGAGCAGCCACGGCCAGCACGAGCAGGUGGUCAGGGAGUACGCCGAGGCCCUCUCUCUGUACAGACAGAAAACCAACCAAGUGAGAGAUCUGCGGAGGUUCAUCGAUCGACUCGACAACAUUAUGUCAGACAGGCAGAACAGAUACAAAGUAAUGCGCAGGUCGCUCUCCGUCAGAUGCAAGUUAUACUUCAAUAACUUUCUGAUCAAGAUGAACUGCUGCGGCUCGAUGGUUUUUGAUCACAACAACGAAACGCUCUCGAUCUCGGUGAAGCCUCCGGGCCGGGAGGAGGACGGCGUGAGCGACAUGCGGUCGCUGUCCGGCGGCGAGCGCUCCUUCUCCACCGUGUGCUUCAUGCUCUCGCUGUGGGAGAUCACAGAGUCGCCCUUCAGAUGCCUCGAUGAGUUCGACGUCUACAUGGAUAUGCAUAAUCGCAGGAUCUGUCUGGAUCUCCUCCUGGAGCUGUCGGAGCGGCAGCACCUCCGACAGUUUGUCUUCAUCACUCCUCUCACCACCAGUAAUCUGCCUAAAACCCGCCUCAUCAAGAUCCACCACCUCCAGGAUCCAGAGAGAGUCCGGAGUGAAGCCAGGGACGAAGACGUCAGAGCCGAGCUGCAGUGACAGAAACAUCUGCGAAGCUUGAGACCGGUCACUGUGGUAUAACUUCAGUAUUACUAGAUGUGUUUUUAAAUAUCACGUUUCUUUACGAAGGAAGACUGAGGACGCUUGAUAAGUUUGUCAGGACAUUAUAUUUUCAAAAUUGUUAUGAAGCGUUGUUGUUAUGUUCAACUCAGAUCCGUCCUGUUCUCACUCUGUCGUUGUGGGGUCGCUGUAACUGACAAUUAAAGAUUCGUAUGAUUGUGUAUACCACGACACAGUAACAUUUUACAGUUAUUGUCCCGUAAAAAUCUCACAUAACCUGUUGUAAACUGCUUCUGUGGUCAGACUUUAAACUCUUAUCUUUAAAGGGGCUCUGCUGAGCUUGUGUGUUGCGCUGGAAGCUGGUCUUUAGUUUAUGUUAGCAGGCUCCAUUUCUAAAUGUUAGCUACUAUGCUGCCUGUUAGCGGCGCGAAGAGAUGAGGCACUUGAGAACGUGCAUGAAGUCACAUCCUUCGAACUGCUGUGGGAAAUCCAAUCCGAGUCCUUCAUCAAGACAAUCGACAGUCCAGCUGCGUUAAACAACUUCAACAAAUUGUCCACAGACUUGUGAAGGCAGCUGAGAUCAUUUUUAAUGUUGCGUUACGGUCCGCUCACAUAUGGACCAGAUUGCAUUAGUGUUGUUGUUACUGGUGUCCUGGUCACAGGACUGAUCAACACGUCAUUCAACUCAUUUUCAGCCCUCGGUUACAUUUUGCGUGUUAGGCGGCGUGUGCACUGCACCACUUUUAGGAUUGUCUUACUAUAGUUUUUAUUUUUUUCUGAUCUAUGGCACUGACUUUUAACUUUUCUGUGUGUUUUUUUGGAAAUAUUCUGAAAGCUGAUAUGAAUGCUGUGUUUGAAUUAUUGGCAUUGUCGUCUGUUUUGUUGCAAAUUAUUCACAAUCUUAUGCAGUAAUUGGAUUUUUUUCGUCGGUGUGAGUUUACUAAACUAUGUUUCUUUUUAAUUGACAGUAUCUUUAAAAGUGAACUGUUACAGUGGUUGACUAUGUGAACAGUCUGUCAGUGUUAAUACUAAGUUUGCUUCACUGUAAUCACUGACUAAAGAUGAUCGUAUUUGUGCGCUGUGACGGCCCGGUCACCAGGAUAUGAUGUUAGCGGUUAACACUUCUGCAAACCACAGAUACGUCCCAGCUUCACAUUUGUACCAAACAUGGCUUAUUAGCAGACUUUCACGUCCAUCAGGGGAAGGAAAGGCCGUUAUUUUUACAAGCCACUAAGGCCGCCUGGCGGGGCGAUCGCAACCAAAACCGUCUAUUUUUCACAGGAGGACGUGUUUGUGGUGACCAAAACGUGCCCAAACCUAACCAGAGCAUUAACACAGCGUAGUUACAGGAAAGAAACAUAAAAAUUGAACCUAAACAGAUAUAAAUGUAUCACCUAUCUGUGUUUCUGCAGAAACGCUCUUAUUCUGGCGACUGACUCGGCUGUGAUACAAACAUGUACACUAGCACCCCCCAGUUCUCUCGCUUGUAAAAAAAAAAAAAAAAAGUAUGCUCAUCAUGCUGUAGUGUCCUGUAAAUACUGUGAAGAGUCACAUGAUCUUUGUUACAAUCAACGCUUUUGUAUCUGUCUUUCCAUUCACGUCCCUCCAGCCAAACAUCCAAACAUACACUCGACGCAGUCUUAAAGGAGAAUUCUGGUGUUUUUUGUUUUGUUUUUUUUUAAACCUGGACUCUAUAUUUACACGCCUUGGUGUGUAAAUUAUACAGACUCUCCAAUGUUUUUUGGGAUCUGUACAGUAGAUUGCAUCAGUUAACUCUGACAAAGUGACGUCCGUUAAAAGCAAAAGAUCAAGAUCGACCACAAGAUUCUUUUUGUCUCACUGAGAUCUCGCGAGGGGUGAGUAGUUGCAGGAACACAGCGGUGGGAAUGUGAGUCAGAGGUGGAGAGAGAAUUUCAUUUCAAAGUCGCGGCUGAAUUUUUAACCGAUCCUGACGAUCUAGAUGAGGCAACAACUGCGACAGCUCACUUCUUGCCAGAUUUCAGAGUGAGAUUCUUUCUUGAAUGAGACAAAAACGAUCUCAGACUUUAACAAAAGGUCUUGGUCAAGUUUUUAAAAAAAACAACAAAAAAACAAACACCAGGAUUCCCCUUCGCUUCCAUUAAUUACACUGGUACACCGAGUCUUUUGAAAAAGCCUGGUGAUGGUUUAUUCAGUUUAAUCACUACAGAAUUAUUUUUGGGUGCAAGACAUGCCACAUGUAUAAAAGAAUACAGUCACUUGUAUUAUGAUUUUUCAUAUUUGAUAUAAACAUUUACUAGACAAAGAAUCUGACAUUAGUGACUGGACUGAAAUGUAUAAAUUAGAGACAUUUAUAAUAAUGUGGGGGGAGGGGGGGUUGUUUAUAGACAGAACAGUGAAAAGCUUCUGCAACCUCCACUACUGUAAGUGGACUACAAGCAGACACUCAGUCCAUGCUUGCAUAGCCUAGAAAUGGGGAAGCAAAACUGUUGAAAGAAAAUUUGCACAACAACUCAUCCUCAUCAUCAUCCUCAUCAUCAUCAUCCUCAUCAUCCAGCUGCCGCCUCACACGGGAAAAAAGAAAAAAAAACCCUCUUUCAAAAGCUUUGUCGAGCACCUCUCUCGAGGGUUCCUGCGUCUUUAAUGAUUGUUGCGAACGGACUAGAUUAGAAGAUGAGACCUUUCAAUAAAAAGUUUCUCCUUACAAAAAAGUUUUAUACGUAGGAAUGCAGUGUGUCCAGUAAACAUAUAAGAGGCUUUUUCCCUUUCUUUCUUUUAGUUUUUUUUUUUUCUUUUUUUUUUCUUUUUUA
Molecule: messenger RNA, 6239 nt
Organism: Acanthopagrus latus (yellowfin seabream)
Lineage: Eukaryota; Metazoa; Chordata; Actinopteri; Spariformes; Sparidae
Gene: smc6
Product: structural maintenance of chromosomes 6
Exons: 27
Coding region: 151-3429 (1092 amino acids)
Biological process (GO): double-strand break repair via homologous recombination
Cellular component (GO): nucleus; site of double-strand break; Smc5-Smc6 complex
Molecular function (GO): single-stranded DNA binding; damaged DNA binding
Source: RefSeq, a predicted model, not a curated record